GCUUGAGAGGAAUCACGUCGAGAAAAACUUUGUUUUUUUCCAUGACAUGAAUAACAGUUGUGUGUACGUACGCGACAUUAGACCUUCAUUCCUUACAGUGUGUUAUGGAAUAAACUGCCUGCGGAUGUAACUUCUUUAUGUCUUAUCGUUUCCUUCUGUACUCGUAUUGGCUGCAUUACACAGGACAUUUCCAUGACACUGCAGGGUGAGCCAGAAAUUCAAACUACCAGCAGAACAGGUUAGAGCUCCGUGAUUAUAACUCAGGAGAAACGAAACUAACAGUACAAUAGCCGUCUCCGCUUUUAGAGGAAGAGUUCAGCGCCUCCCAUCUUAAAUAUGGACAAGCAAGAAAUAAUUGCAAAGCAUCUUAAAAGGCUUACAGAGUCGGGAUGGAGAGAUUUUAAGAUGGCUCUUUGCAAAAAAAAGCCUUCAGGUGGAGUUGAAGGCCCUAAGAUGAGAAAUCUUAAUAAUAAAACUGUGGAGGACAUUGUUGAGUCAAUCUUCCGGUGGUACACUGAAAGACUUGGGCCAGGAACCAUCAUGGGGAUCCUUAAAGCACUAAAAGAAAAUGAGAUAAGGACAUCGAUCCAGAGAGAACUUAAGAAAGCUUCUGAAGCCAGGAAAGGUAUGCAGGCGCCGCGCGCGGUUUCCAAAGGUGUUACACCGAAUGAUAAUUCUGUAUCAAGCUCUGGAAUCCCAGUGAAGAAAUUUAUAAGACGAGAUGGAGAUGUUCCAACACAGUCACAUAACACUGGACAAAAUGUGAAUACAAAGAGAGGACCCAGACCAAUCCAGACACAAAGAAGUCAAGGAGUUUCGCCUAGAAUUCAGCAAAGUGUGAAUAGAAAGGAAGGACCCAGACCAGCCCAAAAACAACAAAAUCCAGCAAUGGCAGAUUUUACAAAACAUCUGGAUCUUAAAGUGUUCAUCUCUGAGGUACGUGCCUUGCCAUGCUUAUAUGACGUGAAACAUCCAUGCUCUAAUGAUAUGGUGAAGAAGACUUUAUGGAAAGAUAUAGCAAGUAAAGCAAUCAAGAACUGGGAACAACUGGAUUCCAAAGAAAAAGAGGAAAGAAUUAAUUUUAUGCCCCAAAAAUGGGAACGUUUUGUGAAUUCUUUCCAUAACGAAAAUAAACAACAAGUCAGCGAAAACGGGAGUGGUUCAACGUCAUCCACAAGGCAAAAGUACCAUCACUAUGAACAGCUUAAGUUUUUGUUACCAACAAUAGAUCAAAGGCAAACAUCUUCCAGUUUUGCCAUUAACGGUGAGCAGAAUGAUGUGCAACAGGAUCAUGAAAAUGUUAAAGAACAAAGAAUUGCAGCAAACAAGAUCAAUUUACAUAAACAAGCUUCUAAAAGAGUGAGAUAUAUGCAAGUGCCUAGCAUGGGUUCUAAAGAUGCAACACCAAAUGAUGAUACUGUAUCAAGCUCGGAACCCCCAGCAAAGAAAAUAAGACAAGAAGACAGAGUUGUUGCAGGACCGUCACAUAAAACUAAACAGAAUGUGCAUAAAAUGGGAAGACCAAGUCCAGCCCAAGAAGAACCAAAACAAGGAAUUGCAAAUAAAAUUCAACAAAAUGUGGAAAAAAAGGGAGAACCCAAACCCGCCCAGAUAAAAGCAAAACAAGAAAUUGCAGAUUUGUCAGAACUUUCUCAGAAUCCUGUCAAGUUCUUCAGGGAGGUUCAGGCCCGGUCUGCAAUAUAUGACCGCAAGCAUCCACAUCACCGUAACAAGCAAGUGAAGAAGAAAUUAUGGGAAGAAGUAGCAAGUAAGGUGAUCAAGGACUGGGAACAACUGGAUCCCAAAGACAAAGAGGUGACAGUAAGUCUCGUGUGUAAAAAAUGGAGAAAUUUUGCAGAUUCUUUCCGCAGAGAAUAUAAUAAACAAACCAGUAAAAGCACAAGAGAUUCACUGCCAUCUAAAAAUACCAAGUAUCGUUACUAUGAACAGCUUAAGUUUUUGCAAUGUACACUGGAUCAAAGGCAAACAUCUUCCAAUCUGGAUGGUGAGCAGGAUGAUAUGCAACAGGUUUAUGAAAAUGAUGAUUGCAGAGAGAAAAAAAAUCAAGCUGCAGCAAACAAGACUAAGAAAUCUGAGCAAGUCCUUCAAACUGUUACUGAAGGAUAUUCACAGGGACCUUCACAGUCAGAACAAUCUCUGCCCAACAUCCGCAUGGAAAAGGAAAUAAACAACAUCGUGACAAGACAUCUGAAAACACUGAGAGGGGACGACAUAGCAAGCUUUAAACACAUUCUUUGUGCCAUAGACCCACCUUUAAAAGAAGGCCGAAUUGUGACAAGUGAGGUUAAAGAUAAAUCUGUGGAGGAUAUGGUUGACCUCAUCAUUCACCACCAUACUGCGAAACAUGUGGAAGAAACACUAACAAAAAUUCUUGCACUUAUGAAAAAACACAAUAUGAAAAUGUUGAUUGAGAGAGAUUUCACACAGCUAAAUCAACAACGAAAUGAAAAGAGGAAAGUCGGUGUGUUUUGAAAAAUCUGAGAUGAG
Molecule: messenger RNA, 2508 nt
Organism: Rana temporaria (common frog)
Lineage: Eukaryota; Metazoa; Chordata; Amphibia; Anura; Ranidae
Exons: 14
Coding region: 337-2493 (718 amino acids)
Biological process (GO): regulation of transcription by RNA polymerase II
Cellular component (GO): transcription regulator complex; nucleus
Source: RefSeq, a predicted model, not a curated record